Molecule: messenger RNA, 3189 nt
Organism: Chara braunii
Lineage: Eukaryota; Viridiplantae; Streptophyta; Charophyceae; Charales; Characeae
Source: the annotation of a GenBank genome assembly
UAGUGAUGUGGAUAAUCCGAUGAUGUUGUUUGUUGCCUUGAUCUGAAAGGAAAUGUUAGGCACGAUAGCAUGACAUUUGCUGCAGGUUGGGGACUGCAUUGUGGUGGUCUGUCCAGUGGCGAAGGCGAUCGAUCUUCCUGGCAGCUGUUCGAAGCCUUAAGCAUUUGCGUGCAGGAUGUCUACUCUCGAGGAAUUUUGACUCGUGAGCACUUCUAGCCUGGAUAGAUGGGUUCUUGGCGAACUUCUCGCUCAUUCGGGGGCGCUCCGCAAAUGCUCAGUCUCGUCUUCGAUGCCGACGAUGCGUUACAGUGUAUAGGAUGUGCUCUGCAAAUGCUCAGUUCCCGUCUUCGAUUCGAUGCGUUAAAGGGUUUAUAGGAUGUUUUUGAGCGCCUAGUCGUAGCGAAGAAGCUAUUCAGUCUGUGAUUGCUUCAGACCUUCCUCCCGAGUCCUGUUCAGUGCGUUAAACCACCACUCCACUCCAUCUUAAGGCCCUAAUUCGACAAACCAAGGGGCUGCAUUCCCCCCCCGAGCCUUGAGAUCUAUAGUGUAGUGCCGCCCUAAGGAAGGAAAAGUAGUGGUGGUCCUGAGCCUGGGCCCUGUGGAAUUUGACCUGGUACCUGUAGACAAGAAAAAUGAACAGUGCAGGGGCCCCGUUGGGGGUGGUGGUUUAAGCCCCCAGUACCCAAGGAGGGGGGUAGGCCCCCUCUGGGGAGGCUCUGACGUAAAUGCAUAUGGACCUGCGCGGCGCACUGAUUCGGCCACCGCGUUAACGACCUAAAAACGUCCAGGUUCUGCAGUGGUUUAACAGGAGAAAUGAGAAACGAUGCUUUCAGCUUUUGUCGCUCGCUCCUGUUUGCUCUUCUGCUUCUCUCUCGGCGUCGUCGCAGGGGGGUGUUCUUCUUGCGAAACGACUGUGCGGGUUUGUCAAUUUUCCUGCCAACGAUUGGAAUUGCAGCUGCGUUUUGGACGUUUUUGGCGACUACUACUGCGAUUGUUGCUGCGUGUGACGAAAACGGAGAUUGCCUCUACAUAGAGGCUAUAAGAUAUAUUUCGCUUCUGCAGUCUGUAGUCAAUCUGGGAUGGGUGUGCAUGAUGGGAGGGAGAGUGGGUGGAUUUUGUGAAGGAUGGAUAUGAUGGUGUUUUGGAGUGGUGCUGCCCAUUUCCUUUCGAGUCGAGGCCACGGCAGUUUGAUGUGGGCUGCCCUGCACAAAAAAAAAGCAGAGGGACGCUGGAUUUCGUGGAAGAAUGGACGAUAGAGUUUUGCUGGUGCUGUUAAUUUAGUUUGGCCGCAGGCACCAACGGGCCUACGUAGCGUAGUUGGUACUCCCACGAAUUGUUGGAAUACAGACCGAAGUGUUCGAAUCCAGAUGUAAUCAGAUGAGAAGAAAAAUAUAGUUUGGCUGCAGGCUGCUAUAUGACUGACUGUAUGCCUGCCGAGGACGCAGGCGCAGCUAUUUUUGAAGCAAAGCCUUCUCCGUUUGCCAGGGGGUUUGGUUGGCAGUUCAACUGGGCCGGCUGUCUGUUUAGCGAUUUGGAGGACUUGUGGAAGAGGGGAAGUGGAGCCGAAGUCCUUUCUGGCCAAGUGGUUAGUGCACAGCGUUGUCUUUCUGUGGACGGGUCACCGCAGGGGAUGCAUCUCAGCUUGUGGGAACACCUGCUCGGCUCCUUCUUCAUUGGAUUUUUGACUCACCCGACUGCAUGGCGAUUGCCGAAGCUGGCUUCCACCUGUGCACAGCUUCACGAGCAGCAGGAGAAACGAAGUGCCCAAGGCAGGUGCGUUCUCUUGGAGCUGGGACGGAGGGACGUGAAGCGAUUGCCAGAAACUUACAUGACACAGGAGAUUGUGGCCCUGCAUGGAGUAGGAGAUUUCUAUUGCAGGCAAACAGAGGGAUCGGAUGACGCUGGUAGGUGUACGAUGAGAAGAGGCACGUUUUCUUUGUUUGAGAGGAUGGUCAGCUGUCGGUGUGUAUAUGUGUAAAUAGAAUUGGAGGAACGGUUUGUCCCUUGGAAUGUAAUGGCGCCGCACACUUAGCACGCUCGUAGCGUCGGAAGGACAGCCGUGUCUUUGGUAGUAUUGGGAAGAAACACCAUGGUCCGGAAGCGUGAGGGCUUUCGGCGAUUUCUUUUCUUUCUUCGGGUUAUGAAUCAGAGGAAGCGAAACGGGUGGCACGGCACACCCCGGCCUGGGCUUUGCGUUGCGACCCACUCGCACUCACUUGGACGUGGUGAAUCUUGGCUAUGGUGGUGAUGUUGUUUCGUCAAAGGAGGAGAAGAAGAAGAAGAAGAAGAAGAAGAUGAUGAUAAUGAACGGAUGGCUGGCACACUAUAUGGCAAAAAAAUAGUACCUGCUGCCUGCAGUUGAUCAAGGUCGGAGGGUGAUGGGAUUUUGGAUCAGAGGUGGUGGUGGGGUGUAUAGCUGUAGUGAUGGAUGGAGGGAUGCCUGCCUGCCGUCGAUUAUGGUCGCAAGGUGAUGGGAUUUUGGUGAGUCAGCAGUGGGGGUGGGUGUAUACACUGUAUAGCUCUAGUGAUGGACGGAUGCCUGCCUGCCAUCUGGUACAGUUCGCGGGCGAUGGCAUUGAAUAGCCAAAGGUGGCGACGAGGCGGUAGGCGAAAGAGCAUUGGACGCGAAGCGGCAAAAAAUGUGGGUAAGUGGUUCUUCGGCUCCUCCUUCAUUUCGUUAUCCGAUUUUUUUCUAGGGUUAUCCAAUUUUUCUAGGGUUUAACGCGCUCCUACUGUUAUCCGAUUUUUUCUAGGGUUUAAUGCGCUCUCUUUUUUCUAGUGUUAUCUGUUGCCACUACUGAUGAUAAGAAAUUAUCGAUGUCAUCAUGUUCAAAGAGUUUGUGGUAAAAAUUAGGUCUGUCCUCAUCAAUAUUGCGCUCAUAAGGGUUUUAACUCUUGAGGCAACGUCGAGGGCGGGAGGCAUCGAUAAACAUCGAUGGGUGUGCCGGGAGUGUAGUCUCCGUAUGGUUGGUCAUUCACUCGUUUGUUUGGUGAUCGAAUCGAGUCUAUUGGGGGUUCUUUUCUAGGUCCGUCACCCGGGAUGCACUGUCGUAAACGCCUCGCAGGGCUCAGUUCUCAUCAGUUGAUUGAGUUGAUGGACUUUGCGUAUGCCACUCUUCAUUCUGUGACAUUAUGAAUUUAUGACCAUUCAUUCCUCCUCUUUUUUUUCAAUGAAAAGGGUGCCGAUAU